Molecule: messenger RNA, 1115 nt
Organism: Trichobilharzia regenti
Lineage: Eukaryota; Metazoa; Platyhelminthes; Trematoda; Strigeidida; Schistosomatidae
Source: the annotation of a GenBank genome assembly
AUGAAUAAAUAUCCUAUCCUCUUGUUGGUUUUAAUUGGAGCAUUGAACUAUAGUACAGCGUAUAGUGUGACUGCAAUGAUUAAAAUUCUAAAUUACAAAUAUGCGGACAAAGUUAAAGCUGAUAAAUCAUGGUGUGACAAUUCUCCAAGUCAUGCCGCUUGUUCACCAGCCUUCGAAUUCUGUCUAAGACCAUUCUAUUCCCAGCAAUGUGAUACAACUUAUAAGUUUGGUUCACCUGAUCCACAAUACCAGCAUGUAAAUAAUAUAAGUUUCAGUGCAAAACUCUCAUCAAAGUUGACUAAUCCACUCCAAUUUACCUUAAAGCAAUGGCAACAACUAAUGGUACUCAGCGCAACUGUAACAAAUCAAGACUACAAUCCAUCAAAUUUAAUUGAUACUGUAACUUACACAAUGUCAUCAGUUAAUCCUGCAAUAUCUGAGAAAGCUGCAAACUGGGAACCGUUUACGCUUACUUCUGAGAACAGUGUUAUGUCAAUUGAGGGUGUAUUCAAGGUAUUCAAUUCUCCAUUGGUUCACUGAAAAUCAAUACAUCUGUAAGUGCAUCUAAUAUGUUCAGUGUUGAGAAAAUUUUAAAAAAUGGUUAGAUGAAAUAUGAUACGCUUAGCUAUUUAACCAGGUUACCUUUACACGUGCUUAUUCACAUUCCCACUACAAUCAAUCUAUCUAUUUAUGAAAUUAUUAGUAAAAAAUUACUGAGUGUAAUGAAGAAGCAUUAAAUGUUAAUUAAGGCUCACAAAACACUAAAUAUCUGUGUUAAACAAGACUUUUCAGGAGUCGCGCAUAUAAAAUAUACUCAUUUGAAUUUAGGAAUAGAAGAAUCAUGAAUAAGAAGGAUGUUGGCUGACUCAAAAGUAAAACAAGCUUGUAGAUAAGUGCAAUCAAUAUUGAUUUUAUUUCGUAGAUAGUGGUCAUCAGUGUAAUCCAAUAUGUUCAUUUCGUCCUGUCUGGGUCCCAUUAGCUGGAAACACCUGCAAUCUUCAGUGAGUACACCAUUCACCAAAUAACGUCAGUGUUAAUCUUCAGACAGUAUCGAAGCGUCCAUGCUAGCAGCCUAUAUGCCAACAGAAGUCAACCAACAAUUAACAGUGCGCUGC